AUGAAAAGGAAAAAGGGAUUGUUCACUUAUCUGCUUUGCUUGUUUGUAGUUCAUAACGUUUGCCAAGGUAAGAUUCGAGGGAAGGAUAAAUGCGUGUGUGGACUCUUUGAAUAAGAUGUUCACCGAAACUAUCAAUAUAUUAUUUGAACUAAUAUAUCUCAGGGGGACUCAACGACGGUUUCCUCCUAAAUGCAUUAAAAACACUUUUUAGGCUAUCCAGAAUACUUUUAGAUCUUAAGAAAUACAUUCUAACGGCGCUAUAAUAUUUAUAUCUGUUCGGUCAUCCUAGGGCAACUUGGGUCUUUUCGAAAUUACCAGGGCUUCAGACGUGUUAUUUUCCCGAAUAUUUUUGAUGCAAUUUAAUGUUUUAUGAAAGUGAGAAUUUUUCUGAUUCCUCUUUCCAUCGCAUUUUCGAAUCAGAAAAUUUUAGGUUGCCUUUUUCUGCGAAAAAUUAAACUUCAGAAAAUCUUAGGGAAAAAUCGAAAAUUGUACUUGAAUGGAACGGUCCUCUAAAAAUUCUUAGUCUUCCCCAAGGUAUAGGAAAUUCUAGGCAAUUUUUGCUUUUCUAAACAGAUAUCAAACGAUAGACGUUAUAUCUAGGAGUACCUACCAGCCAUUGCAGCCACUUAACCGAAAAGAGGCCGAAAUAGCGCUUUAAGGCUUGCAUCCGAUAAGCCCGAAAAUCACACUAAGAAAGGAAAAGCAGUGGAAAAAUAUACAGAGCGAAGGAAAUAUAAAGGAGGUGAUAAGGAAAGAAUGUAAUAAUUGCCCUCUUAGUUUUUAUAUUUGCUGCUUUAGAGAGACGAGUUUUUGAACGAAACAAACGGCUUGACUAUAAAGAGUUCUACUUUAGAAGUAACGUUUUCAAAAAUCCAGCUAGAUAUUAAAUGAUAUUAAUCUAUCUGUCUUUGCUAAUAAUUACAUGUAGGUUUACUCGUUUAUUCCGAAAAAAGAAAAGACUUAUCUGCCCCCCUGUUUGAUGUACACGCCAGCGACAGAGAUAGUAUCACGGGAUCCAGGACUACACUUAUUACCACAAACUCUGGCAGGGAUUUCCAUUCAUCCCCAACUGGUAAACUUAGGAAAUCUGCGAACGCUCGUCGGAAGAUUAUUCGUCCUUCACUUGAGGUAAGCACCGUUCAGCCUCGUACGUUUCAACAGCGGAAUAACGAACUGAAAUCUAACACAAGCGAUGGUAACGUGGGGGAAAAUUCAAAGAAAAUAUCUUCUGGAGCAAUGAAAGUUAAAGACCAGCUGCUAGGACACGCUUUGAGGGAGUCCGCAAUGGAUGCUGGGAUGAUACCUCUGAAAGAAACUAAACUAAAGGAUUUUGAAAGCAAAAAGAAAGCAGAAGAAGUUACAGAAAGUAAAAUUCGUAAACAGACAGUCAAAGGUCAGUCAUUUCAAGUUAAAAUAGGCGACAGCUUGUUGCAAGGGGAACCUAUUCUGAGAAAGUCUUACGGACCUACCCAACCUCGAGCAAGAUCACACAUUAAAAUGGCUUCGCAUUCCGAAACAAGCUUGAAUGAUCGAAGGUCAUCAAUAGCAAGGAAGCAGAAUUCCCUGCCUACAGCAACAAUGGAAUCACUCUCUCCUGGAGAAGUUGCGACCAUAACUGUGGGAUUAUUGGCAGGAGCGAUGGUACUGAUGGUUAUUGGGACAGCACUUUGGUGAGUUUAAUGUUAGCUGCAGAAUAGACCUUAUUCACGAUACCCGCCGUCUUUGCGCGAGCUUUAGAACUGAUGGGAUAAAAACAAUGUUGCAUGGUUUCUCCGGGGGCGAACAAGUGAAAAAAUUUGCCAGUGCAAGAAAUCGCGGUUGAUUUUGUUUAUUCUGUACAUCAGAAAAUGAAAAACUUGUAAAAAAGACGAUGGGGGCAAGUUAUGGGUAGAACUGAUCAUGGAUGCAUUAGCGACCGUAGAUGUCCUCACAGAAACCAAUAGUGAAGAACUCGAACUGUACAUUUUUCAAGAUUAUUAAUAUUUCUUCUCGUUUUUAUAGAAUAAGCAAACUUGACCUCGACUACUCGUAUUGGCACAUUUUAUCACUUGUUUGCCCCUUAGAAUACCAUGUGACAUUGUUUUUUCCCCAUCGAUUGCUCUCGUGCACAUGAGAUGGCGAAUCGUGAAUAAGGUUUAUUUUAUCGUCAAUUGUCCGUGGGUGUCUUAUGAUUGUCUGGGUAUCAGAUGUUUCUUGGGGGAAAGGGCAAGGAAGACCUACAUCUCCGGCUACUCUUAUGAUCUCGCCUAAGGUUCAGCCCAUUUAAGGUAACCCGGACUCCGGUAUCCAAGAAAAUUUUACUCGUGGAAUGUGGAAUCCUGGGUUUUGGCGAUAAAGUAUAUCAAAAAACAUCUGAAACCUAAGAUAGACAAUAGACCGGAAGAAAAUAAUUAAUUAGCUUUUGAUUACAUUAUUUACGAGGAGCUCCCAAUACGAUAUUGUUCAAAAAUUGAAACAAAGCAUAAUAUAACCGGCGACUUUUUGUAUAGAUCCAGAUUUCUGGAAAAAAAGAACACCUAAAGCGAACAAGAACACACCAUAAAAUGUGCUCUUUAAGCAGCAAAGCAACAACAUGGGUAAAAAUUUGUUAUUGUUUCUCCCUUAGUUCAUAAGUAUUGCAAAAAUAUCAAGUUUUAACGUUGACAAACAAGGAAAUCAGUACUCCGCCUAGUUGCUUCUUAUUCUUCUAAGAGAUGGCGGGGGCGAGAAAAAUCACAACGGUUAUUAAGGAGCGUCGGGGAAGUGGUUCAGUGGAUAUGCUAUUACAGCGACUGACUGUUUUGUUUGAAAUUUCAAAAGCCUGGGACGAGGCUCCCCAAUGGUGGAAAAAGGAAAAAAACGAAGUAAAAAAGAAAAAAAAACAAAACAAAAAUACAAUCGUCGAGAGAGCGGUGCACUGAAGAGAGGGUAAGGGAGGCCACCCUUCCCCGUUCCCAGACUUCCGCUCGGCUGGCUUCGCUCGCUGAGAUUUUUUGGCUGAGGAGCCUGGUCCCAGGCUAGAAAUUUAGCAUCUUCCAAAGUCUGUUAAUUCAAUUUUUCUUUUAAGGAUGAAGUGCGAGAAUCGAUUCAUUAGGCGUACCGAUCCAGAAUUAGGAUUAGCGAGUCCACCGAUGACACGCUUUGGUGAAGAACUUAGUGACGAGGAAAUCAUAUUUGAAAGGAAUUUCAAAGUUACAAGAAGUGAAAAGGAACCUUCGACACCGCAAUCAAAUUCAAGCUCCACUAGUGCCCCUCAUCCAAAAAGUCUUUUAACAACGUGA
This is a messenger RNA of Porites lobata, 3260 nucleotides long. The record is from the annotation of a GenBank genome assembly. NCBI's taxonomy places the organism in Eukaryota, Metazoa, Cnidaria, Anthozoa, Scleractinia, Poritidae.